Anopheles aquasalis is the source of this 3289-nucleotide messenger RNA. RefSeq names its product WD repeat-containing protein 6. Gene Ontology annotation, cellular component: cytoplasm. Gene Ontology annotation, molecular function: protein binding. Gene Ontology annotation, biological process: tRNA methylation. The record is from RefSeq and is a predicted model, not a curated record. NCBI's taxonomy places the organism in Eukaryota, Metazoa, Arthropoda, Insecta, Diptera, Culicidae.
GGUGGUACCAAGUGGUUGCGCAAGUUGAUGAGCAGAUUUUUCAAAACAACAACAAACCACGCCGCCAGGAAAACGUGCAGAAUUCGGGUUUUUCUGGGACAAUUAAGGGCCUGAUUUUAAUUCUGUAAAGUACAAAGAAAGGUGAACCAUGCGCGUUUUAACGGAUGCAAUUUGCGUUCGAGUGUUGUGUCGGGAAAAUGUUCUAGCUGCCAUCGGUAACCGGCUAAUAUUGCUGCAUCUUGAUGCAAACGGAACCACGCAGCGAACGUUUGCCGUUGUGCCAAGCUUGUUGGAUAAAAUUCACGGCAUCGUUGCCUGCCCGCUCACAGAAUCAACGUACCAGGUUGUGUUCCAUGCCGGCCCUGCGGUAUACAACACGGUUGUGGACUGUAGUACGCAUUCGUUCAGCGAGUGCACCAGGAUCGAGGUACGUGAAGAUGUACAACCACUUCCCGUGCCUCACAUCCGAAGGCGUGUAUCGGAUUGGAUCAGCAGCGUUUCCCUGCUUUCGCCUACUGAACUUUGCUUGCUGACCAGUCACGGGGUAGCGGUGUUGUUACACCGAUCUACCGAGAAACCGACGGAAUGGAGCAUGAUCGAUAAAUGCGCUUGUGAAGAUGGUUCUACACUCUACUGCUCCACGCUAAGUGGCCAACAGUGGGACCGGUUGGUGUGUUUUACCGGCACAGCACUAGGUUUGCUGCUUAUCUGGCGAGUUACUGGUGAUAAUCGGGGUAAAGUGAUGGAACGGAAAUCGGCCCAUAACGGAGUCAUCUUUUCGAUCGCUUGUGACUUCACGGCCGGCGUACUCACAACCACCUCCGAUGAUCGAUCGGUAAAAUUUUGGAAAAUACAACGUGCCGAUGCCAAAGACGACACGUCUCUGGUGGAGCUACACGAGGAACGUUACUGCUUUGCGCACACUGCGAGGGUGUUCCAGUGUCGCAUCAUCAAAAACGCCUUCAGACUUCUCGUCGCAACGAUAGGAGAAGACUCGCAUCUCUGCCUGUGGAAUAGGGAGGGUGAUUUGCUGUUGAAAAAGCAGCUGGAUGAAGGAGCAACCCUUUGGGGCAUGGAUUAUGAUCCGGAAACAACGACCAUCUUCGUCACGGCCAGCAAUGGCAAUGUACACAAGUACAGCAUCCAAAGUUGGAUGGAAGAAAGCCAACAAAGUUCCGAUAAACGAGACAUGAACGAUAUAAGCCCGACUUUGGCGGACGGAGAGCAUCUGGCGAAGAUUCGUUUCAUCCCACGGAACGGAAGCCUGGUGGCUGUGACAAACAAACAUUCAGUCGUAACCCUGAACAGCAACGGGACCGUCAUACAGACCAUUGCCAAGAUAGAUGCAUUCAAGUGUAGCAUUCUGGAUGUUGGAGAAUCCUUUCUAUACCUUGCCGGAGGCUGUACCGUUCAACUGUACAAAGUGACGAACGAGGGGCUCUCUGAACUGAUCACUUUAAAAACGAUUUUCUUCGAAGACAAGAUGCUUCUUGACGAACACGAAGAACAACUUCGUGAUGGGACAAUACGAUCCCUUAGCUACUGUAAGCAGUCGCGUAAUGUUGCCAUUUGUGACGGGUACGGACGCUGCUUGAUCUACGACGAAACGCUAUCGAAUGUUUUAUCGAAGCAUCGAAUUCCCAAGUCACCCGAAAGAUGGGUAACGUCGUUUGCAGUGCCUCGUGAAGGGUACUUCCUGUUGGCCGAUCGAUCCGGUCAUUUCUAUCUCUUUGGCGUUGAGCGUGUGCAGCCACUCUGUAGGUUAGCGAAUGUCCAUGGAAAGCUUGGCAUUACCUCGAUUGCGGUGGAAGCAGAAGAUGGCGACUUUGGAAACUAUCGUCUCACUACAACUGGUCAUGACGGACGCAUCUGUGAGUUGUAUCUUAGCACGAACGGUCCGAAACUGGAAUUGUUAACAUACAGCAAAACCCGUAUUAGUUGGAUCGAUCGCACGAUACCAAGCGGUUCCCAACGGUUCUACCUUGGCUUUAAUGAUUCCCAUUUCCUCAUGACGGACGAACGCAAUGAAAUCUGCUGUCAGUUUGAUUGCGGUGGCGGACAUCGUUGUUGGGAUUUCUUUUACGAUGAUCGCUUGAACGAGUUUACCUUCGUUUUCAUACAGCAUAAGAAGCUCAAACGGAUGCAGAUUACGUUAACGUGCAAUGUCGGUAGUGCACUCAGUUUACCGCGCCACAAGUGGCACACUCGGGCAUGCAAUGUUUUGCGUGUGAUACCUCGUAGCGACAAGAACUACCUGCUCGUUUCGGGUGGAGAAGAUAACAUUCUGCGGAUGAAUCUAUUCGCCAAUGGGCAACUGCUAGAAGAACCUCGGAAACACAUUUUUAGCCAUAUAUCAGGCAUCAAAACCAUCAUUGCGAGCCCACUGAAGGAAGAUCCGGAUCGACUGCUCGUCAUAUCAGCGGGUGGAAGGGCACAGAUAUGCCUCACCACCGUCAAAAUGCUGUCUUUGGGUCCCAAGCAGGAGUACGAGUACAUGUUGCUUGCCUCGGAUGCGGAACGGUGCCGCUGGAAAACGAAUCGUCAGUCAAGCUACGAUCCGGAAACCAAAUUCAUGUGCGCGGCUCGCGUUGGUGAAGAGCGGAUCGUUUUCGGUUGUUCCGAUGGGUUCGUUCGUAUUUACAAGCUCAACCGCACCGAGAGUCAGUGGUCAGUGGAGCUCGAAACGGAAACGUUUUACGGACGCUGCGUACUACAGACCGUACCAAUUGACGGUUGUGCAAUAGAGGGCAUGUUCGUAACCAUGGCUACCGACGGGUUCCUGUGCUUCUGGGACAUCACUGCACCGAAUGAGCCAGUGUACCGGCAUCGUCACCACAGCAGUGGUAUGAAUUCGGUUGAUGUACGGAUCGACGGAACGGGCAGUAUUCUAUUGGCCACCGGCGGUGAUGAUCAAUCGGUAAGCGUAUCACAGUUCGAAGUAACGACGCUCGAUGGUAGGAGACAGGUGAGGCAUGUAGCGGGACUAUGCGAAAAGUAUCUGCAUACGGCGCAAGUAACGGGAAUCAAACUAUUGAGUAGUGAUCGACUGAUCAGUGCCGGCGUUGAUCAACGAAUAUACACCAGCAGCUUUACCGGGUUUUCCGCACUAACGGUGACCGGAAGUACGAGCACGUGCGUGGCGGAUGUGAAGGGAAUAUCGCACAUUCCCGAGCGCAAUGAACUCAUCGUGUACGGUUGUGGCAUAGAAGUGAUCAAUCUUUCAAACUUAUGAUACCAUGUUGUCAGGUCUAGUCCUUCUCAGCGAAGAAAACUUUAUCAAUAAAGAAUA